Messenger RNA from Trichophyton rubrum CBS 118892, 2277 nucleotides. Its product is annotated as 5'/3'-nucleotidase SurE. Gene Ontology annotation, molecular function: hydrolase activity. Gene Ontology annotation, biological process: protein modification process. The transcript has 4 exons. Gene Ontology annotation, cellular component: P-body. Lineage: Eukaryota; Fungi; Ascomycota; Eurotiomycetes; Onygenales; Arthrodermataceae. The coding region runs from base 1 to 2277 and encodes 758 amino acids. The record is from RefSeq and is a predicted model, not a curated record.
AUGCACAUCCUUGUCGUUAACGACGACGGUCCGCCUUCGUCUCAAUCCUCGCCGUACAUACAUUCCCUUAUCCACACCCUCCAGUCCUCCGGCCAUGUAGUAUCUGUCGUUUUACCGCAUAGGCAGAGAUCAUGGAUUGGCAAAGCUCACCUUGUUGGGGCUACCGUCAAACCGACGUACUUUCACCCAGGGACCCUUUUCCAAGACGACGGCACAAUACACUCGCUACCACGCAGUGAAGAAGGAGAAGGCAGCGAGGGCGACGAGUGGAUUCUCAUUGACUCGACGCCCGCAAGCUGUGUUCAAAUUGGCUUAUUCCACUACUUUCAAGACCGCGGACCGGUAGAGUUAGUGAUUUCUGGACCAAAUUAUGGAAGGAAUUCCACUGCAGUCUUCUCUCUCUCUAGUGGCACCAUCGGCGGAGCGAUGGAGGCUGCAGUUUGUGGAUACAAAGCAAUUGCUCUAUCAUUCGCUUUCAGCUCACGAGAUCAUGACCCAGUCGUUAUAUCAGAAGCCGCGAAUCACUCGGUUCGGUUGAUAGAGCACCUUUACAAGAACUGGACCAGUGGAGUUGACCUCUACAGCAUCAACGUACCCCUAGAACAAGGGAUAAGCAAAUCGAAGAUCUUGUAUACGAAUAUUUUAGACAACCGUUGGUCAGGAAGCUGCUUCGAAGCAAUUGAUGCCGAAUUAAGCGGUGAGGAUCCUGGCCUUCAGGAACAUCUGCUUAGACAAAAGGAAGAAGGGAGUACCCUACAUGGAGAUACCUCUGGCACCUCCUCCACGAGGUUCCAACACAAACACUUUAAGUGGGCUCCGAAAUUUGGAGAUGUCUAUAAGAGUGAGCAGACCAGCCCGCCCGGGAACGACGGCUGGGCCGUCAGGUCUGGUUUUACAAGCGUCACUCCGUUGAAGGCAAAUUUCAUGCAUUGGCCGGGCUGUUCCGGUGAAAUAACGCUGUUGAAUGAGACUCCGAUAUUUUAUGCCCUGGUGGAUUGUCAAGACGCCUAUGUACAACCCCUUGUAAUGGGGGCUCUACAGAAACAGUUCAAGAACAUUCCUUACAGAAUGAUAUCUUCUAUAUCCGAGCUACCCGGCCCCGAUUCCCCAGUCCUCCAAUACAGGGUAUAUGAAAAAUCCGACUUUGAGCAUGUUCACUUGCAUCCAUCGACAUCACUGGUAAAUUCUUAUAUCAUCCGGAAGGCGUUAAUUCGCAAACACUUUCUUUCUAAUACUAUCGCCAAUUGGAUCACGAAAUACCCGGACAGCGUGCUUCAGAAGCAUUUUAAACCUACAAUAGACUUUGAAUUAGACUAUGCGGAAUUUCUAGAUGAUGCCCUGCUUGAGGCUUACGAGCUACGUGAGAGUCUAGAGGCUAAUGAGGAAAAGGAGGAGGGUGAAAAGGAGUGGUGGAUAUUGAAACCGAGCAUGAGUGAUCGUGCUCAAGGGAUCCGUCUCUUCAACAGUGAAAUGUCCCUUCAGAAGAUAUUUGAAGAAUGGGAACCCGAGGACACCGAUUCAGAGAGAAGCAUAAGCGAAGAACCAAAUGGUGAUUUGAAUGACAAACCAGACACUGGCGUUGUUACGUCUCAACUACGACAUUUUGUUGCACAGCCCUAUGUCCUCCGCCCCCUCCUGUUACCGUCAGCCGCAAAUCGAAAGUUCCAUAUCCGAGUUUAUGUCUUGGCUGUUGGCUCCCUGAAAGUCUAUGUGUAUCGAGAAAUGCUUGCUCUCUUCGCAGAUAAAUCAUAUGUUCUUCCAUGGGAAGAGGGAGAAACUGAUGAGGACGAACUCAGCUAUCUUAGUCGUCACCUCACCAAUACCUGUCUUCAAUCCGAUUCUACCGGGCGGAACGUGGCUCCUGAGAAUGUUCAGCGUUUCUGGAAACUAGAUGACAAGGGUGCUUCGGUGGAAACAGGAUGGAAGGAUCGCGUAUACGACCAGAUCUGCGUGGUCACGGGCGAAGUAUUUGAGGCAGCUGCUCGCGGUAUGAUGGUUCAUUUCCAACCGCUACCUAACGCAUUCGAAAUAUUUGGGGUCGACUACCUAGUCGAUGAAACAGGCAACGCAUGGCUACUCGAACUAAACGCCUUUCCCGAUUUUCGGCAGACGGGAGAUGAGCUAAAACGCGAGGUUAUCGGGAAACUGUUUGACGAAGUAGUCGAGAUUGCAGUGAAGCCCUUCUUCUUCCCUGCUACUGAGAAAGGCAAUGCAGCAGACGAGCAGGCUGAAUCCCGAUUCCGAUUGGUGGCCGACCUCAACCUGGGAAUCAAAUAA